AUGGGCCCUGGCAUCGAUUCCGAGGCCCAGCGUCUCGCGAACGUGCAACAGAAACAAAAACUGCUCGAGGAACUCAAUCUGAUCACUACCUCCGAUGCAAGAGCGGCUGGCCGGGGUGGCAUACAGGGAAGAAAGGAGUCCCCCAAGGAGCGGCGGAGGCCACGGUCCGUCCGACCCGGCACAGCCCUGAAGAUGCCCUCGAGGACAUCUGCUCGGAUCGCCGCCGUGAAGACCCUUGCAUCUUCCUCGUACAGCGGAUCAGAGCGUGAUGUGGAAAUGGUUAUAGACAUACCAGUCAGUGGCAGCUCAUCGAGGAGGAGAAUAAGGGACAGAAGCACCCGCAGGCCCCAGCUCCCUCGUCAUCAAACAACCCAACCCGAGACUACUUCAAUCUCACAGCCCGUCUCACCGUCUCUACCCACCGACCUGCCCUCACUUCUGGAGUACUACAACUCAUGGACCCCUUCCGCCCCUCCGCCAACACUAGAUCCAGAAACCCAAGCAUACCACUUCCCUUCGCACCCACACUUCCGCCCAAACAAGUCCCCGCUCUCCAUCCUCCUGGAAGGCGCCUUUGGGGGAACCUUCUUCUCCCCGUGGCGCAGCCGCACGCUAUCCUUGACCCUCAUAGACGACCACCUACGCACACUCCCUAGUUCCUGGCUCGCCGAGCUGCAGCCUCCGGAGAAAUACAUCACCUCUCCCCAAUACAACGCCGAGCUGAACCGCCACGGCAAGGCUUGUGGCCAGACGCUCGCGCAGUGGGAGCAGGCCGGGUGGAUCAAUUUCCGCCACGACCCCCGUGGUUGGUUCGAGUGGUACGUCCGCUUCUGGCUCGGGCGACGCCUCAAUAACGGCGAGGACGAGCGCCAGGUCGCGCGGUGGCUAAGGUGUGUCGGGCCCAAGGGCCGGUGGAAAACGAUGCUCCUGAAGAAGUACGUCGAGAUGGGCGUGCACAGUGUUUUUGACGACGGGGGUGAUGAUGACGUCGUCGACGAAGAUGACAAACAAGAAAGGAAGGUCAGUCCCGUCAUGCAUCAGACUUGUCUGCAUUGGGGAUACCAGGUCGGACAAGCGGAUUUGGAUGACGCCUGGCGAGCGAGGAGGGGAGAGGCUGGGUGA
This is a messenger RNA of Cladophialophora bantiana CBS 173.52, 1122 nucleotides long. RefSeq lists its product as uncharacterized. The record is from RefSeq and is a predicted model, not a curated record. Bases 1 to 1122 code for a protein of 373 amino acids. NCBI's taxonomy places the organism in Eukaryota, Fungi, Ascomycota, Eurotiomycetes, Chaetothyriales, Herpotrichiellaceae. The transcript has a single exon.